Racocetra fulgida is the source of this 316-nucleotide messenger RNA. Lineage: Eukaryota; Fungi; Glomeromycota; Glomeromycetes; Diversisporales; Gigasporaceae. The record is from the annotation of a GenBank genome assembly.
AUGUCAUAUAAUAACAGCAUUUCUGAGAAAGAUCAAUCGGCUUUCCCAACAAUUACGGUACUUGACGUAUCAGAAGAAAAACGUUAUGACAAUAAACUACCACUAAGAAACUGUUGUGGUUGUAUAACAGAACAAGGAAAUGCUGUAUUGUUACGUCGUCUAUCAGUUGUUCUUUGGAUUUUCACUGUUUUAAUGUUUAAGUUCAGCAUCUCUGUUUACAUUACUGAAGUAGUCUUUAAAGAUGAAUAUGUACAAGCCUGUCUUUCAGCACAACGAGAAAAUGAAGAUAAGGGCUUAAAUGCAUCUAAUUGGGAAU